AACUGCAUUCAGUUCAAAGAGAAAGAUCUCUUCUCCUCCUUCAUUUUCAAGCUACAUUGAUCAUUUAUUAGUCAGCUGCAGUUCUUCUACUUCGUUUUGAUAUCUCUGUUGUGUUUUCUUUCAACCCAUUAAUGGUGUUGAUGUGAGAACAGUGGAUUCUUUUUGUUUCUGGGCAUUUCUGAUUUCUGGGUGUAGUGUUGAUUGAUAUUCACGAACUUGUACUCUGUUUGUGUGUGUCAGUUGGGUUCUUUCUUGGUUUUUUUUUUAUCCAGAUUGAAGUUUUAGUGUUGUUUGUUCGGAAUUCAGGGAAAUUGAAUUUGGGUUUUUCUGCUAGUGUUGAAAUAUUGGAGUUUUGGGGUACAUUUCUACAUUUUCGAUCAGCUAUUAGCUAUACAUUUUAUAGUAUUUUGAGUUUAAGAAGGAAAUGAAAGAUGGUUUCUUGGCUGGAUAGGACUGUAGCAGCUUUUUGCCGACCUUUAGGUCGAUAUGUCGGUUUGAGCAGCAGUGAAGAUGGUGUUCUGGGAGGUGAAGAUUACCCAUUGCUAUGGCAUAGAGACCUUGAGAAACAUUCAUGUGGGGAGUUCUCUUUUGCUAUGGUACAGUCUAAUGAAGUAUGUGAAGAUUAUGGCCACGUUGAACCAGGUCGUGAAGGUACCUUUGUUGGGGUUUAUGACGGCCAUGGUGGCCUUGAUGCUUCAAGAUUUGCCUGUGAUAACCUUAGCCGCCAUUUAAUAACGCUUGCUCGAGAAAAGGAAACAAUAGAUGAAGAAGUCCUUAAUAAUGCCUUUGCUGCAACUGAAGACGGCUUCCUUUCUAUUGUGGAAAGGGAAUUUCAUGAUGAUCCAACAAUUGCGACAACGGGGUGCUGCUGUCUGGUUGGAGUUAUCUGGAGAAGGACAUUAUAUGUUGCUAACCUGGGGGACUCUAGAGCAGUAUUAGGUCAUAUAGGAAGAUUCAAUCGGAUUGUUGCUAAGCAAUUGACUAAUGAUCAUAAUGUCAGGAUCAAGGAGGUCAAGGAUGAACUGAGAGCUCUGUACCCAGAUGAUCCAGACAUUGUGGGUCGUGUCGGAAGAACAUGGCGUGUUAAAGGCAUUAUACAGGUAACUAGAGCAAUUGGCGAUGCAUCUCUGAAGAAGCCAGAAUUUGCUCAUGGUGUAAUGGAACCUUUUAUGGGGCCAGUAGUAAGAGCUGAUCCAUCUGUCUCUUCAAGAAAGUUACAACCAUGCGAUAGAUUUGUUAUAUUUGCUUCUGAUGGGCUGUGGGAUCUCUUAAGCAAUGAAAAGGCUGUACGAAUUGUGCAUGCCUACCCUAGACAGGGCAUAGCUAGAAGACUUGUUCUAUCAGCCCUGAAUGUGGCUGCACGUGCAAGAAAGUUGAAGUGCGAUGACCUUAUGAAUUAUGACAAAGGUGUCAGGAGGGCCUUUCAUGAUGAUAUAACAGUCAUAGUCAUCUUUAUAGAUCACGAGAAGCUGAAUGACGAAUUAACUGUACCUGGCAUGUCAGUUCGAGGAUUUGUAGACACUCAUCGACCAUCAGAUUUUAAUAUUGAGCAUGAGGUUGCUACAGAGACCGAACACACAGAGAUUGAAGCUACAGGGACCGAACGCUCAGAGACCGAACCCACAGAGACUGAAACCACAGGGAGUGAACCCACAAGGACCGAACGCUCAGAGACUGAACUCACAGAUACUGAAGCCACAGAGACCGAACCCACAAAGACUGAACUCACAGUGACAGUAUAACAAGUUGUUUGCACUUGAUCUCCCAUUUUUGCCUUGUUUUACCAAUUAACAUUUUGAUAUACAGUCCAGAUGAACAAGCAAGACUAUUAGGUUACCCAUAUGCCACCACCAUCCAAAUUGUUGAAUGUACAAAGACAUGCUGAGGAAACUACCUGUUAUUGUUUGUU
Solanum pennellii is the source of this 1909-nucleotide messenger RNA. Its product is annotated as probable protein phosphatase 2C 25. The coding region runs from base 432 to 1742 and encodes 436 amino acids. The record is from RefSeq and is a predicted model, not a curated record. NCBI's taxonomy places the organism in Eukaryota, Viridiplantae, Streptophyta, Magnoliopsida, Solanales, Solanaceae. The transcript is spliced from 4 exons. Gene Ontology annotation, biological process: protein dephosphorylation. Gene Ontology annotation, molecular function: protein serine/threonine phosphatase activity; cation binding.